Saccostrea cuccullata (small rock oyster) is the source of this 678-nucleotide messenger RNA. RefSeq lists its product as uncharacterized. The transcript is spliced from 3 exons. Bases 8 to 493 code for a protein of 161 amino acids. Lineage: Eukaryota; Metazoa; Mollusca; Bivalvia; Ostreida; Ostreidae. The record is from RefSeq and is a predicted model, not a curated record.
GGUACAGAUGGGAAAAGAUCUUGAAAAUGAAGAUUCCCCCCCUUCUCCUCAAAGAACGGUCACAAUCAAACCUGUCGAUGCAAACACUUUUGAAAGUGCAUCAAAUGAAAGCAAGACAUUCAUUACAUUAGAACCAUCAACCCCCGUCGUCCCGCCGUCCUCAACACCCAAGUACUCCCCUCCAGCUGAUGAAAACUGGCCACCAGUUGUUGUUGUUGAUGAAGAAACGGGCGAGGGAUCGUUUGAAAAUGUGGAGAAUUCUAUCCUCACCUCCUUUAGAAGAAAGCAUCCUGAAAAAUAUAACGCACUGGAGAAAAAGAUGCGCCAGCCAUUGAAAGAAAAUGUGAACGAACAAUUUAAUAUAUUGAGGAAUUUACAUAAGAGAAUGGCUGAGGAUAUGCAGCAAAGCUCCAUCAUAAUUAACCAUUUAGAGGACAAAUUUGAAUGCUCAGCUGGACCUGCCAGAAAACAUGUGAAGUUUUCUUCUUUAUAAUUGUUCAUAAAGAAGUUGUGGUGAUGAAUUUGUAAAAAAUGAACUUCUUUAAGACAAAGAACUGUAAUGAUGAAUUUCACAAGGACAGAUUUUAUAAGAAUGUUACGUAGUUUAUACUUUCAAAAAAGAUUUUUUCAUCACUUUUGUUAUAUAGAUUUAAAAAAAAACUUUUAUAUUGUGUGAAA